CUACUGAGUAAUGGGUAAGACCUGGGACUGUAGUUCCUUGUGAGGGAGCAGAAGUAGAGAGAGGUGAGAAAACAGCCUUUUGCAGAAGCAGGGACCUAUCAUCAAACUAUACUAUGGUGGAGGACCAUGAAACGCUGCCUGAAAGAACAGUAUUGGGACUUGCUGCUGCACAACUGUGUCCCCUGCAAACCUCUAUGCAACAGACCCAACCACAAGAACUGUGACAUGUUUUGCAAGUCUCUGAGGUGCAGCAAGGAAAGAGGCAGCUACUAUGACCACCUCGUGAAAGAAUGCAUCAGCUGCUACUCCAUCUGUGGACAGCACCCGAAGCAAUGUGCACAUAUCUGCCAGACCACGGCAGACCCCCUGCUGCAACUGGACCAGAAGCUGAGUGGGGACCCGGGACAGCCGGCUCUGGUCUACACCAUCCUGGGGCUGUGUGUGUGCACUAUCUUUUGCUGCUUUUUUAUCACCAUGGCCUGCUUCCUCAGGAGGAAGGGAGAACUGCCUCGGCCAGGGAGGGAUCAGACCUCCACUGAGGAUCAUUUAAUGGAAGCUGGAAGUGUUGGAGAUGCAUCUAAGGAGCUCAAGACACCAGAGCCCGUGGAAACAUCUAACUAUAGCUUCCCUGAGCAGACUCCCCCCACCAAGGAGAGUACAGCUCCCACAGAGGUCUCGCAUCCUGAGGUCCCACCUCAGCAGGAAAAUGUAGCCACCCUCCGUGGAUACGUGGGUCUGGUGGGGACGGCAUCCUCAGGGCAGACCCCAGGCUGCAAGGAAGGCUGUCUCAGGAUCAUCUGCUCACCCUCCCAGGAAAAAGGGCCCUCUCCUUAGAAUGGACAAAGAAAACACCAGAGAAGCCCAGUGGGUGCUUUCUCUUCUCUCCCAAACAAACAGAUCUUCAUGAAACACUUUCUUCUGCUAUGGAAAUAAAAUCUCAUUUCUGUA
Molecule: messenger RNA, 948 nt
Organism: Antechinus flavipes (yellow-footed antechinus)
Lineage: Eukaryota; Metazoa; Chordata; Mammalia; Dasyuromorphia; Dasyuridae
Gene: TNFRSF13B
Product: TNF receptor superfamily member 13B
Exons: 5
Coding region: 127-834 (235 amino acids)
Cellular component (GO): plasma membrane
Source: RefSeq, a predicted model, not a curated record